Messenger RNA from Antechinus flavipes (yellow-footed antechinus), 2216 nucleotides. It is a transcript of the gene CIMIP6, whose product is annotated as chromosome 2 C2orf73 homolog. The transcript is spliced from 5 exons. The record is from RefSeq and is a predicted model, not a curated record. The coding region runs from base 847 to 1743 and encodes 298 amino acids. NCBI's taxonomy places the organism in Eukaryota, Metazoa, Chordata, Mammalia, Dasyuromorphia, Dasyuridae.
GUGCUGAUAAGGAGAGAGACCACAGUAAUGAGGUAAGCCAGCGCUGUACCCACCGUUUUCCCCUAAAAAGGGUAACUUCCUACUUCGUGCUCUACGACUCCUAUUCCUUCUGCAGGUGCUCGCAGACGGGAGACCCCUUAACCACUGGGAUUGGUGCACAUGAAAAGCUGAUUUUGAGUUUCCGAACCAGCACCCAUCUAAGAAACCUCCACCCCAUCCUUCGCAGUGCGAAACUCCCGCCCGCGUUCGUGGAGAACGCAAGUCCGGGGAUUCGGAAGGGAUCUGCCUGCGCGGGAGGAAAUCGGUAAUAGGAGCGGUCACAAGACUGCAAACACCGGGCUUGGAGAGAUGGGAGUCAACGGAGGCCAAGCUGUCCAGUCCUCACAGCCCGGCCCAGCGGAGAGAGAGGGUCCUAAUCCCCAACUAGGAGCCCAGGCCUCCCGCCCACCGCCGUUCCUUUUAUUACAGCCCAGCCUCGGGCAAGAGUCAGGUCCAAGGGGAAGCUGCCUACCCAAAAGCCGAGACUAAUACCAGAACCUGAGGGCGAGCCUGUGUGCUCCCCCCAUCCCCCAGUCCUCCUCUCCCCCACCUCCAACUCCGCCCCGCCCGCUUGUGUGGGCAUCCCCCACAUUGUGAAACCCGAAGGGCAACUGCGUUCUGGGGACCGAGCGGAUGGUGUCCCCUCUUCUUAGAUCGGGACCCGGGCUCGCGGGGCUGGAGCGACGGUCUCCUAGCGACCGACGGGAGUCACAGUAGCAGCCCUCUAGGCUAGCCUUUAUUUGGAAGUCUUUUUUUUUUCUUUUAACCAAAAAAUAAAAAGUCCCAGAGAUUCUGGGAGCUCGCCCCAUGACCCGGUGUCAAGAAUUCGAGAGUUCCACGAAUAAUAAGAAGAUUGAGGAUGAUGUGGAUUCCUCCAAGGAAGGAGAUGGAAAAGAUAAUUGUGAAAUAUCAGAUGUUCAUUUGCCAGCUAUAGUAGAGAAAAAGGAAAAAGACAAACAUGAAAAUGAAGUCAAAAAAACAGAGCAGCAAUCAGAAAAUACACGUUCCAGGAGACCAAUUGUAAUGUAUGCCAAAUUCAUAAGAACUAAUGCAAGAUUCAGUAAUGAGCCAGUGGGCUACAUAGACCACCCCGAUAUGAAAGACAAUCAGGAAGAUUGGUGGCAACAUGAAGAAAUAUUGAGCCAUCAUUAUACACCAUCUUAUGACUCCCAGACUACCCAAAGAAGUGAUUUCAAAGUACCAGAAUGUGAGUUGGUUUUGUCAUCUAGACACUGUAGGAAACAAAAGGCUGCUUGUGGCAUAGUUCCAUUAGCAAUUUCAGAUACAUUACCAGUCAUCGAAAAAAGAUUUACACAGCAUUUUCCUUUUAUACAUCAGUUCAGAAAAGGUUUGCCAUCAAAGCAUCAUGGAGCUUUCCUGCCGACAGAUAUAAAACCAGUAAGACGACCAACUAAGGGAACAGAAGCAUCCCAAAGUUCUCGAGGGUCACGCUGUUCAGAACAAUCAAAAACAGAGACAACAAGUAUAGUGACCUCAUCCCAUCUCUGCCACCACAGUUCCCAAAGGUCACCAAUUUCUGAAUGUCACUUAUCAGAAAAAGACGUCAAAGGAGAAUCCAAGGCAUACCUCACAGCUCCUGGGAAGGAACAAAAGAGUCCAGGCAUUUCUGGAACAGAUGAAGUCAAUUUUAUCCUUCCUCCCAGGAAGGGGCCUUUAUAUCCACCAAUCAAACAGAGAUUUUAAAAAGUCAGCAGAUCAGUUACCCACAACAGAGUAACACAAUCACUGAUACUUUCAUUAGUUCCUGCAAGGGAAAGAAUCUAGAUUCAUUAUGCUGACAACAAUAUUUGCUUUUCUAGUACCAAUAACCAAAAAUGCAAGCUGACCCCAGCUUAUUUUUAGAAAUAAUGUAGUACUCUUUUGACUAAACCAGUGCUAUAUUUAGUUUUCAGAAAAACCUAUAUGCUUCAAGAAUUGUAGAAGAAUUUGAUUGCCCUUUCCUUAAACUACUUUGUUUACAUUUUGAGUUCAGAUAUUUUGCAAUGAUAUAAUCCCACUGAAUUUAGACUAUCUAGCUUAAUAAUACAGCAAAAUCCCUUAAUUUCUCCAAAUCUUUCUUGUUUUUAGAAAUGGAUAAGAAUGUUUGUACUAUUCCUCCCAUCUUUGAGAGAAUACGGUGGGAGAAGUACUUUGUAACCUAUAAAGUGCUAUAUAAA